Oryza sativa Japonica Group (Japanese rice) is the source of this 739-nucleotide messenger RNA. RefSeq names its product defensin-like protein 8. NCBI's taxonomy places the organism in Eukaryota, Viridiplantae, Streptophyta, Magnoliopsida, Poales, Poaceae. The record is from RefSeq and is a predicted model, not a curated record. Gene Ontology annotation, biological process: defense response.
CCAUCUUUUGUAUUAAAUGUGCAAAAAAGAUUUGUAUUAAAGAUGCACAUCCAUCUUUUGUAUUAAACAUGCACAUCCAUUUUACAUAUUAAAUUUGCACAUACAUCUUCUGUAUUAAUGCCAAGUAAUCACAUUAACUACAUGCAAGUUUCAGGAUGCAUAUAUCAUCCCCCUGUUCAUGCAAUCCCUUCUCAAUUCUCAUCAAGUUCUUCCAUUCAGUUCCCUCAACCCAAAAAAAAAAAUAAGUUCUUCCAUUCAGAUUACUUGAUCCCCAGCCAUGUCGACGGCCGGGAGGAAGAUGACCACCAUGCUUGCCAUUGCCUUACUCAUGGCCAUCCUCUUCGCCUCACUCUCCGGCACAGAAGCUAUCAUCUGCAAAGCAAGGAGCAAGAUGUACCGCGGGAAGUGCAGGGGCAACAGAAACUGCGCCAUGAUCUGCGUCCACGAGGAGUACACCGGCGGCUACUGCUCCAAGGGCGUCUUCUCCAAGUGCAUGUGCACCAAGCGGUGUGGCGGCGGCGGCGGUGGCGGCGGAGGAGGAGGAGGCGGCGGCGGCGAUGAGCCGCCGUUGCGUGAGGCCCGUGUCCACCGCUCGUCGCCGCCGUUGGAGCCCAAGUGAUUGUUUGGUUUGAGAUAGAGAAAAGGAAAAAAGAAAAGGCAUUUUACUCAUUUUCGUUGUGUAAAGAUGGAAGGCGCUGGGUUAUGAACUCAAUCGAAUAAAAUGCCUUCAUUUUUUUUA